This is a messenger RNA of Lactuca virosa, 1848 nucleotides long. The record is from the annotation of a GenBank genome assembly. NCBI's taxonomy places the organism in Eukaryota, Viridiplantae, Streptophyta, Magnoliopsida, Asterales, Asteraceae.
AUGGAAUUCUUCAAUAUACUCAAGAUAUAUUGGGUUUUGUUGAUCAUCUGCUUGAUAUCUAAAUUGGGUCAUGGGUUUUAUCACCCUGGUAGUUAUCCUCCCACAUAUGUCAAAGGUGAGCCAUUAUCUGUGAAACUCAGCUCUUUGACUUCAAUUGAUACAGUAAUCCCUUAUAGCUACUAUAGUUUACCCUUCUGUAAACCCCCAGAAGGCGUGAAAGACAUUGCUGAUAAUCUUGGUGAGCUUCUGAUUGGUGAUUGGAUCCAAAACUCGCCUUAUAACUUUCAUAUGUACACAAAUGAAACCGAGAUCUUUCUUUGUCAAACAAAAUCGUUAUCUAGUGACGAGUAUAAGCUGUUAACGAACAGGAUUGAAGAGCUAUAUCAAGUUAAUUUGUUCCUUGAUAAUUUGCCAGCCAUUCGGUAUGUUACUGAUUACCCGAGGUGGACUGGGUACCCAAUAGGUCUCAAGUUUUCUGAUUCAUAUUAUGUGUAUAAUCACUUGAAGUUCACAGUUUUGGUUCACAAGUACGAAGAGAUGAAUGUUCCUCAUAAAUACAUGGUUGUAGGAUUUGAGGUGGAUCCUUGCAGUGUUAAACAUAACCCCGAGACAUUAAAAAAUUUGAAACGUUACAGUAAGUAUCCAUCUAAGAUUGAUUGUGAGGAUAGCAUAGUAGCUUUAAAGGAAAACGAGCCCAUAGCAUUCACGUAUGAAGUCACAUUUAUCGAAAGUGACAUCAAGUGGUCAUCAAGAUGGGAUUCUUACAUGAAAAUGGAUGGAGCAAAAGUAGACUGGUUUUCAAUCGUCAAUUCACUCAUGAUCAUCACUUUUUUAGCUGGAAUCAUUCUUGUGAUCAUUUUGAGAACAACAGUUAAACGGGAUUUGUCAAAUUUGAAAAUUGUUGUAGUGGAUGUCUUCCGUUCUCCUAGCAAUCCCAUGCUUCUUUGUGUAAUGGUGGGAAAUGGGAUCCAGAUUCUUGGAACGACGGUUUUAACCAUCAUUUUUGCCGCAAUGGGAUUCAUGUCUCCGGUGUCCCGUGGCACUUUAGUCACCGGAAUUUUAAUCUUUUACAUGUUCCUCGGAAUCUUGGCUGGAUAUAUCGCCGUACGUAUGUGGCGGACAAUCUUUUCCGGCGAUCAUAAAGGAUGGGUUUCAGUUUCUUCGAAAGUUGCUUGCUUUUUCCCGGGUAUCACUUUCUUGAUUUUUUUUGUUCUAAAUUUCCUCUUAUGGACUUCACAAAGCACUAGAGCUAUCCCGUUUUCGUUAUUCGUAACCCUAAUACUACUCUGGUUUUGCAUUUCGGUUCCUUUAUCGCUUCUUGGUGGUUACUUUGGUGUAAAGGCGCCUCAUAUUGAAUACCAGAUUAGAACCAAUCAAAUUCCUCGUGAAAUCCCUGCUAAAAAGUACCCAUCUUGGGUUCUAGUUCUUGGUGCUGGAACUCUUCCAUUCGGUACCCUUUUCGUGGAGAUCAACUUCAUCAUGUCUAGCAUCUCUAUGGAUCGUGUGUACUAUAUUAUAGGGUUCAUGUUCGUUGCUUGGAUCCUUCUAGUAAUGGUUUGCGCUGAGGUGUCAUUGGUUUUGACCUACAUGCAUCUUUGUGUUGAGGACUGGAAAUGGUGGUGGAAAUCUUUUUUUGCUUCUGGGUCGGUGGCAUUGUAUAUAUUCUUGUACUCGAUAUACUAUCUCAUUUUUGAACUCAUGAGCCUAAGUGGACCAAUCUCGAUUUUACUCUACAUUGGUUACUCACUCUUGAUGGUCCUAGCCACCAUGCUAGUGACAGGCACCGUUGGGUUUCUUUCUUCUUUUUGGUUUGUGCAUUACUUGUUCUCGUCUGGGAGGCUUGAUUGA